AUGCUUAGGGGCAGGGGACACGGGAAAUGUGGCACCGCCUUGCACGGCUCCGUGAGGGCCAUGGGACAGCAGCAGCAGCGUCUCCCGCUUUUUCCAGCGGCGUUUUGGGGGAUUUUUGUCCGUGGUUGGUGCGGGAUGCGGGGUGAGGGAAGGGGAUGCGCUGCGGAGGAGGUUGUGGCAGGGAAAAUGAGGCCUCAAAAGGCAUCAAACCUUCAAGGAAGGUCAGGGGAGGAGAGAGGAAGCCUUGUUUUUAUGAUAGAGACAGGAAAAACAGCGCAGCCCUGCUCGUCAGCUGACGCCGGGGUCGGUUUGGCAGCCUGGGAGCAUCCCGUGAUGCAGAGCCCAGCCUGGGUUUGGACCAGGAGCGUGGCUUGGGAAUGGCGCUGGAGAAGCUGCCGUGGGUCCCUCCGGCCUGGAAUGAAUCUCUCAUCCAAGUAUCCCACUCUCAGGGAUGCUCUGCCGGCAUGCUUUGGUAAUGCAGCGAGAGCUGUGAUGAAGUCACCAGACCUCGGCUUUGGAGCUCACCUGGUGACGCAGCAGGCUGAGCUGGAUCGGGAGCUGGAGCUGAACCUUCCUGGCUUUGCUUUGUUGUGGCUUGGAGUCACAAGCCCUGGCAAAGAGAACAAAGGACAAAGCUCAGCCCAGGCUAAAGGCUGGUGCUGGGCAGGACACAUGAUUUGGGCUGUGCUGAGCACCCCUGGCCCUGCAGGGCUGGGGGGUGUUGUAGAAAGGAGGGUGGGACAGCUUUUCCCUUCCUCAGAGCCUUGGAGAAGGUGUGGAUGCCUCCGUCUGUGCCUGCAGGGGGUUGGCCCAGACAGGGCAGGAGCUGGGAGAUGCUCCAGGGCUGUGACUUAUCUCUGGGCUGACCUGCCUCGCCUGAGUCAUGUGAGCUGGGCUCCGAAUAGCCGGUUUGGGGGUUGGGCUGUUGCUUUUUCUUGA
Onychostruthus taczanowskii (white-rumped snowfinch) is the source of this 939-nucleotide messenger RNA. RefSeq lists its product as uncharacterized. The coding region runs from base 1 to 939 and encodes 312 amino acids. The record is from RefSeq and is a predicted model, not a curated record. The transcript is spliced from 2 exons. Lineage: Eukaryota; Metazoa; Chordata; Aves; Passeriformes; Passeridae.